Neoarius graeffei (lesser salmon catfish) is the source of this 4346-nucleotide messenger RNA. RefSeq names its product sirtuin 4 (gene sirt4). Bases 1855 to 2790 code for a protein of 311 amino acids. The transcript has 4 exons. The record is from RefSeq and is a predicted model, not a curated record. Gene Ontology annotation, molecular function: NAD-dependent protein lysine deacetylase activity; NAD+ binding. NCBI's taxonomy places the organism in Eukaryota, Metazoa, Chordata, Actinopteri, Siluriformes, Ariidae.
UUUAACCAUUGAGCCACCACUUCCUUUAACUAAACUUGACAUUUCCUACACACCUACUGGAAGCGCUAUUUGGUUAAUUUAAAUCUAUUUUACACCAGGUGACUGCAUGGACAUCAAGACCUCACAACCGCUAUGCCCAUGCUUUCCACGUUACACUCACAAAUGUUUUAUCGGAAAAGCAAGGCACUUUAUUUGUGUUUUCUCACCAUGAUAAACCAUGUGUGGUGAUUACUGUAGAUAUGCAUUAUCAAUAUAUACAGUCUGAUUAAAUUAGUCCAUGUUUACUCCGAUACGCCUUAGUAAUCAUGAUCAUGCCGCAUUAUGGAUAGUUCUGCCAUUUUUGUUGCAUUAGUUCCUUGUUUACAUGCUACAAGCACAUUCUCACACAUUGAAAAUUUGCAGAGAUUGCGGUCUUAAUGACUGACUUUUGUCAACUGUAUCACAAUGUACUACAGAAGGGAUACCAACCUACACUAUACGGAUAAAAUUAGUCUUAUUGACAGUGUAGAACCAUAGAGACUUGGAUAUGCUGCCUCCUUUUACAGUUCCGUAAAUCUUUUCAUAUCUGACGGGUGGAUCGAGUGCCUAAUAUUUUUGAACAAUCUUAAUAUUUCAAGUCACUCUAAACCAGGGGUGGGCAAUUAUUUUUCACAAGGGGCCACAUGAGAAACCAAAAUUAUGUCAGAGGGCCACGAUAAAUUUAGGUUGUAAUUUUAUUGACCAGAUGUAAGGCGCACCUUUUUAAUAUAGGGUGAAUUCAGGUAAAUUGGGCCACUUUUUUUUGCAAACUUGGAAAGACCCCCCCUGCCUUUUAGGGGUACACCAGCCCAUCCCCUUACCCUCAGGGAGGCGUUUUAGAGUACCAAAUGCCAUUAAAAACCUAUACAAGAAAUCGUUUGUUCCCAAUGCAGUUAAUAUGAUAAACAAAGUGGGAAUUGUAUCCAACACACAGGCAACUUUUGCAAACCAAGAUGAGUCUUGUUUUAUUUAUUUAAUCAUUUAUUUAUUGGAGUAGUAUUCCUUACUAUUUUUACAUUUUAAAAUUUUUACACUUAAUUUAAUCAUCUAUUAGAGUAGUAUUCCUUACUAUUUUUACAUGAAAUGGAGUCAUAUGUGUUUUUUAUGUGGUGAAACUGAAGACAAGUUUCCACACUUGUGGACAAUAAAGAUUCAUUCAUUCAUUCAUCACAGAAAUAUUAUGGCAUCCAAAUGACUUAAAGCAAAUAAAGUAGUAAUGUUGCAACAAUUUAAAUACAUUUGUGGUGAUUGGCCAGUAAAAUUGGAAGAGAUGAAAAGCUCAGUGCGUAAGUGGCCCAGUUUACCUGAUGGCCCAAUUUACCUGAAUCCACCCUACUUAAUAUAUAUUCAUGUCAAUACAUAAUUAAUAUUAAUAUUAUAUUUAUUCAUAGGCUAUGUGGAAUUGUGGUGUCGGCUACAUAUAAAGAAGAAAACAAAACCAGUCAUUGAAUCAGUGCAAUUUAUUAUUUACAUUUAUUUAUUAUAUAUACAAUUUAGCUGACAUGCCUGACUGACGACGUGCUGGCUAUCCUCACUUGUUGCAGUUGACGUUCACGCACAGCUCGCACGUUCGAACGUAAACAUGAACGUAGCGCUUUCAAAAUAAAAGUCGCACCAUUAUAUUGCACUCGGAAUAUGGGGGUUUCCCCAUUUAUUUUGUAAUUUAUAAUUGGCCUCGCGGGCCGGACAGGGACACACAACGGGCCGGAUGUGGCCCGUGGGCCGUAGAAUGCCCAGGUCUACUCUAAACCCACGCAUAGUUUAAAAAUGAAGGGGUAGAGGACCUGCAACAUCUACAAGAAGCCAAAAUCCGAUAACCAAGUUAUACAAAUCAGUAUGCUGCUGCCACAGCGAUCCCUGUCUCAGUGUGUGGCAGUGGGAAGACGUGCUGCUUCUUCAGUUCCUGUUGGCGCGCUGAAAUUUGUUCCAUCCAGCAGCUCAGCGGACAGGAGCUCCCUGGAGCAGCUCCAGACGUUUGUAUCACAAGCCUCACGUCUCUUUGUGUUAACUGGAGCAGGACUGUCGACUGAGUCAGGAAUCCCUGACUAUCGUUCGGAACGUGUGGGGCUGUAUGCACGCACAGAUCGCAGGCCAAUGCAGCACACCGAGUUCAUGUGCAGUUCCAAGGCUCGGCAGCGCUACUGGGCCCGUAAUUAUGUGGGCUGGCCACUAUUCUCUUCCCACCUCCCAAAUUCAGCUCACUAUGCUCUGAGAGACUGGGAGGAGAAGGGCAAAGUUCGCUGGCUUGUCACUCAAAACGUGGAUGCUUUACAUUCAAAGGCAGGACACCAGAGACUGACUGAGCUUCAUGGCUGUUCACACAGGGUGGUGUGUAUGGGAUGCGGGCACCUGACUGCACGGGAGGAGAUGCAGAAGCGUUUUGCUGCACUGAACCCUGGCUGGGAGGCAAGCGCAGGCGAAGUAGCACCGGACGGAGACGUGUUUUUGGAGGAUGAACAAGUGAUGCAAUUCAGGGUUCCUUCGUGCCAGUCCUGUGGUGGCAUCCUUAAGCCUGCCGUGACGUUUUUUGGUGACACGGUGGACCGUGCAACUGUACAGUUUGUGCACGACAGGCUGGCUGAAGCUGAUGCUAUGCUUGUGGCUGGAUCCUCACUGCAGGUGUAUUCUGGGUACCGUUUCCUGUUAGCAGCCCAUGAGAGACGAAUCCCAGUGGCCAUCCUGAACAUUGGUCCUACGAGAGCUGACCACCUUGCUGAGCUUAAAGUCAGUGCUCGAUGUGGAGAAGUGCUCCCAAUCCUCAGUACCAUCUGAGACCAAGAACAGCCAAUGCAUGGAAAAUUUUCCCCACUUUCAGUGGUGCUCAAAAUCAGAAAACUUGUCCUUUAGUUUUCAGUGAUAACUUCUAUAAAAACUGUUGGCUUCUACCUCACUGUGCAGUGAUGAAAACACAAUAGAAAACUUAAUUAUCUGUUAUUGUUAGCAGUAGCCAUGUUUGAAGCGAUCUAGCUUGUUUCAUUUGUUGUAACCCACAUGAUUGAAAAGAAUGAUGAAGAGGGUAGACAGAUUUUAGGUGGCACUGCAGAGAAGCCUCAAAAGACUUGAUAACUGUCACUUUUUUAUUUUUAGUUGUUCUAUUACCUGCAACUCAGGGAAACUCAAGUGAAAGUCAGAAAUGUGUAUUGUUAUUCGGCUUUUAGCUGUGGUGAUGGAAUAUUUUUGAUUAGUUUAUUGCCUACUAACUAGGACUAACUGAUGGGUCACUGGACAUUAGCCUUAAUUCAUGUUAGUACAUGCAAACGGUUUUUAAAAACAUUCAUAACGCAGAGUUAAAUGUUUGUGGAUUUCUAGUCACAUCUGACACUCAGCUCAUUAUCUCCUUGUUGAGCAAUACUCAAUAUUUAAGAUAUGUGAGCUUUUAGGCUUGCACCUCUGAACUUUUAAACUGAUUUGUAAAUGGUUAACUGCUGCUUGAUGGCUGUUUCUGGUGUGGGUCAUAUUUAUCAGCUCAAGGGGAAAACACGUUUACAAUUUAAAAAAGGAUUUGAGGAGAGUUAUAGUUCACUUAAUAAGCUUGAAUAAACUUGAACCUGUGGCAUACGCCAAAAGAACAAUGUGUUAUCUAGAAACUUUUAGUCACAUACAACCUACACCUAAUGCUAGCUGACCUAGCUAAAGUGAGUUUUUGGUGGUAAAUCGUGGUUGUUUUGGGAUGUUUUGAAAAGCUUGUUUAAAUAAGUCACUGAGAACUUUAUAGUUAAAGAAAUCCUACUUCUCUUUACCAACCAGUCACAAAUGAGAGUGAGUUUAUUAGUCAACUAGCAAGAGUGCGAGUUAACUAGCCGGCUAGCUGAUUUAGCUAAUAAUAUUGAAUAAAAAUAUUAUAAUAAGGUGGUGGUUGUUGUAUUUGAGGGUUAUAGAAGUCACUGAGAAUAUCACAGUGCUAAAAUCCCACUCGUGUUAGUCAGCCUGUGUCAAAGGAAAUCUAAUUUACUAGCAAGUAAAUAUUUCCUGUCUAAGUCAAUGUUUGUGAUAAACAGUUUCUUAUAUUGGGGUACAUUUUGGUUUGGCUGUUGUUAUAUGGCCCCUUCUAUAAUUGUGGGUACAUUUCAAGUGUUGACCCUGUCAGUCAUUGUUAAACUGGGCAAUCCAUUAACAAGAAUAACAGAGUUGACUUUUUUCCCCACCAUUUUGUGUCUUAACUCUACAUGCUAACCUCAAACUAGCCACCACAUGGCAUGCAUGAAAACAGAAUUUUAUGGAUUUUAAAUCAUCAUCUCAUCUCAUUAUCUCUAGCUGCUUUAUCCUUCUACAGGGUCGCAGGCAAGCUGGAGCCUAUCCCAGCUGACUACGGGCGAAAGGCGGGGUAC